Plasmodium gonderi is the source of this 1233-nucleotide messenger RNA. RefSeq names its product merozoite surface protein 7. The record is from RefSeq and is a predicted model, not a curated record. NCBI's taxonomy places the organism in Eukaryota, Apicomplexa, Aconoidasida, Haemosporida, Plasmodiidae. The transcript has a single exon. Bases 1 to 1233 code for a protein of 410 amino acids.
AUGAAGGGAAAAAUUGGAGUGAACUGUUGUUUUUUCCUAUUUUUGUUCUGUUGCGUGGUGUCUGAAAAGAUUGGCCCUCAGAAGAAGAAAAAAAAUUUAGAAGAAGAUGCUGCACAUAUGCUUAUGAAGAAGUUGGAAAAAUUGUACAAACUUAAUGAAACAAAUAAUGGUGAAAUUUUUAACAAAGAAAUUGAAUCAUUAAAAAAGCAAAUUGAAGCACUGCAUCAGGGGAAGGUAGACAGUUCCGAGGGAAACAUUGCACAGCUGCUAGAAAAUGAAUCAAAAGAUGAGUUUGGCCAAAAAACCAUUUUCGGUAUGGAUGAAGAAGAUUUGGACAACUACGACGCAGAUUUUAUUGGACAGAGUAAAGGAAAAAUCAUGGGUCAGUCUGGAGAAAUUGUUGCAGUACAGGGAAAUGAUACUGAGCAAGUUCAGGAAGUUAAAAGUGAAUCACUUGCUUCACCUGCAGAAGAUCAAACAGAUGAAGAAUCAAUUGUAGUAAAGAGCCCAGGAGGCAGUGUCGAAGUGGGACUAGAGAAUGUUCAAAAUCCCCAAACUGUGCAACAAGAAGCAGUCCCCGUAACAGGAUCAACGGAAGGUCAGCGUGCGGAUCAAUCAGCAGAUGGUCACACUCAAGUAGAACAAGUAACACAACCUGAGGCAGACAGUUCACGAUCAUCUGCAGUAGGAAAUCCUGGAUCACCUGAAGUAAGCGGUACAGAACAACCUCAAGAAGGCGGUUCAAGACAACCUGCUGCAUCUGCCGAGGUGCCUAGUGAACCAGCAGCAAUCCCUCCUGCAACCCCUCCCGCAGCAUUAGACAGUGCAAAGGAAUCUAAAAUUAAGUACUUGGAUAAAUUAUAUGAUGAAGUUCUAACUACUUGCGACAACAGAAGUGGGAUAAAUGCCCCUGAUUAUCACAGUAAAUAUAACACGAUUAAGACGAAAUAUGAAUUAAGUAUGAAUCCAGUGGAAUAUGAAAUUGUGAAAAAUAUGUUUAAUGCUGGCUUUAAGAAGGAAGAUGAUAUGAAUACCAAUCCUCUUGUGGACAUUUUCAAAAAGGUACUUACAGAAGAGAAGUUCCAAAACGAAUUUGACAAUUUCGUGAGUGGCUUAUAUGGAUUUGCUAAACGUCAUAAUUAUUUAAGUGAAGAACGAAUGAAGAAUAAUACAGAAAAUACUAAUCUGGUAGAAAACGCGAUAAAUCUGCUUAACACGAUUGAAGUAGUGUAA